Molecule: messenger RNA, 1386 nt
Organism: Clonostachys rhizophaga
Lineage: Eukaryota; Fungi; Ascomycota; Sordariomycetes; Hypocreales; Bionectriaceae
Source: the annotation of a GenBank genome assembly
AUGCCUGGAAGGGACGUUGCGUUGAAACUAGCUCAGCAUUAUGUUGACCAGGUCUAUCCAAGACUUCCAUUCUUUUCCAUCCAAGGAUUCUUGGCACAGUUCAACAUCGUUUUCCCCACAAGCGUCUCCCCAUCUACGUCCGACGGCACCGCUCCUCAAAACCAUGGAGGGAAGGGCACUGCAGACGUUGAUCAGGGGAACAGCUACUUCACCGUGCUGAUCGUACUUGCUAUCUCAUCCUCGAGCCUGGCUCGAAGUGCGGACAGUCUCAUAUCGACUCAAGCCCAGAGGCUCUUGAAUCGCGCCCUCGAAUACCGAGAAUCCGCUGUGCGACCUAAUACUAUUGUCGGCGUCCAGUCGUUGUUGUUUCUGAUCCAAUAUGCGAUGCUGAACCCUUCGGCUCUGGAUGCUUGGUGCCUGAUUGGAGUCGGAAUGCGCCUGCAUCAAGACCCUCAACCCCCCGACUCCAUCAGUCCCAGCCUUCUGGAAACGCGGCGGAGAUUAUGGUGGAGUAUGUACUCGUUUGAUAGAUCCAUGAGCCUAAGCUGUGGCCGGUCGACUGAGAUAUCAGACUGUGUAAUUGGUGCUCUGUUGCCCAGUUUCCGUAUUGAGUCCGUCGCGACAGAGGCCGAUAUCCAAGGAUACCUCCAGCGGUAUCGUGCCCUCCAGCUCCAAUCCAAAAUCUACGACUCUUUGAACAGAAAGCCACAGAGAGGUACCAUGCCUUCCGACCAGAUCAUUACUGCUCUCAAAGCCGAGUUGGACUGGUGGGAAAAGGAGAAUAUACCCACAUACAGCAGUAAAGGACUUGUAGAGAGCGAAUUGUCAAUGGGCAAGAUGCUCUUAUAUCGUCCUUGCAGCAUUGUCCCCGAAAGAUCGGUGGAGGAGAGCAUGGAGCUCUGGGCAGCCUCGCUCGGCUUCGUGGCCAUAUAUCGCCAGCUAGUCGAGUCGAACAGCAUAUUUUACGUCCAGAUUGCAUCCGAAAAGACCUAUUGGGCCGGUCUUGCCAUAUUAUACAGCUUUUGGAGGCUGUGUUCUCUUUCUUUGUCUAGAGAGGAAGCAGCAAGACGAGCUGCCAUUGUGAGGCAAACGGAUCUGUGGAAAGCCAUCCAAGAUGUAAUGUUUAUUCUGCGGACCUUGAGCGAGCGAUGGGAAGAUGGCAGGAUCCUGGCCAAGCAAUUUGAAAAGACGAGCACUUUCGCCAUCGCAGUAGCGGAGAGCGGAAUGAAGGGACUUCCAAAUACGCUGGAGGUGCCUCGGGAGAUUCGAACGUUCGGAUCGUAUGCCAGCAUGACGAGCAUACGGGCCUCGAAAGAGCGUGAUGGCCUCAUUCAGCGGGAUCUAGACCUGCAGCAGUUUGUUGCUGAGAUGAUUGAGAUCUCGUAG